UUUUUGUGUCGCGAGUGGAGACAAGACAAAAAGGCAAAUGGCGCUGCAAAUUGGCAAAAAACCAAAGACGAAGUCGGGAAAAACAUGUGCAGUGCAAUGCAGUCAAUGCAAAUAGUUAAUUUCUAGUUAGUAAUUCAGUUCGCAACUGCUGUGCAAUAAAUUUAGCCAAAGCAAACGUUAUAACGGUAAAAGUUCGCACCGAGUAGAGGAGCGUAGAGAGUAGAGAGCGCGUGUGGAAGGAAGAGUGAGAGCGUUAGUGUGUGUAAAAAUAUAUAGAAAAUAUUGAUUGGAGCACUGGAUUCGCGAGGAGAUCGCCCCAAAAUGGUGGGACUGCUAAAUCCGCUGAAGUAUGGCGACCACUUCUACGAGCUGUACACGAACAACACGCGCAGAAAAAUGCAACACGAACGCAAGGUGCUUACGAAGCGUAAAAGUCGAAAGGACAAGUCAGCGGCUGCUAUGGCCGCCGCGGCUGCCGCAGCGGUGCUCGAGGGAAACGUGGGGGCGGGCGGAUUGGUGAAUCCCCUCGAUCCACCCUUGGUCAAGGAGCAACUAUUAAUCCUGCCCUCAUUCCCAGUGGCGCACAUUGAACUCGAUCCAAAUGCGUCCAAAUUCGCCGUCUUCUCGGCCAUCCGGUCAACGGUUCUCGAGGCGGAGACCCGUUACGCUCUGUUCCAAGAGGGAGGACCGUCCGGAGGACAUGUUGGCUCGAAGAAAUGGAACACACCGCUGAGUACAUCCUGCUGCAUGAUGUGCGCCCACAGCUGUAUGAUUAGCAACAUCCUCGACUGCUCCUGUCACGCUCAGCUGGCCAUGGCCGGUGCAGCUGGUCAGGUGCCAGGUGGUGGUGGCGGUGCCGGUGGUGAUAGAGUAAUGAUGGCCGGCGGCGCUGGCGGUGGUGGUGGCGGCGGCGGAGGACCCGCUCCCGUACCCGUUGUUGUCGGUGGACCUGGUCUGCCGGCCGAGAAGCGUCCGCGACGGGAUAGCGCCAACAGUGAUGCCGAUUCGGACACCGAGGAGCCCACCGAACGGGAGCCUGUGUAUGCCACCGUGCCCCUUAUAGUGGGCGCUGGUCUAAGGAGUCUGUUUGAACUGAUUGCCGAUGCCCGUCAUGUCCAUCCCCUGCUAUGCACCAAGGCGUUGAAGGCCCUGCUGGAUGUGAUCCAAGGCCAGCAGCCGGAGAGUUUUAAGUUUGAGCCAGAGGAGCUAAUCAAUCCCUUGUACGAUCUGCUCUUGGAUCUGGCCACAAUGCCGGCAGCUCUUAAUUCCGCCACCGGAGCGGAGGCCAACUGGUCAGCCAUGGCCUGUGCCGCCCUUUUGGGUUUGUGUAUUGCCCGCGGUGACACUGGCAAGAUGCUGAAGGCCAUUGCGGCCAUGCUGAUGACGCCGCGCCAGCUCUCGGCUCAGAUUGUACAGCUGCCGGUGGUUUUGGCCACGCUGCAGCAUACGGUGGUAAGUGCGGCUCUCAAUAAGCCCACAAGGCCGGAUUUUCACAGCCACGGUGUGCCGCACAAUUCCCUGAUUGAUGAGUUUUCCCUGAAGCUGCCGCCCUUGAGCACUGCGGGACCGGUCACAUCUCCGGCCAUGGCCUGUGAUGGUGUCUUUGUUUAUCUGCUGUACGGUGGCACACUGUUAAAGAUCGGCACUGGCUUUGGUGGCUCCUACAAGGGACAUGUUUACGCCCAGAACGAGGACUUUAGUCACGAGAGGAGCGCCUGGCUGGGCUAUAGUGCUGGACAGCUGUACUUUCGUCGCACUUGUCGGCGGAGUGCCGGCGAUCAAUUGCAAAUGGUUGGCCUGGAUACGCUGGCCAUUAAGGCAAUGAGUCCACUGAGCAUGCUACAUAUCCGUGAGGGCCUUAACUAUGUUCUCUUUACCGAUGACGACUCACUGCAUGCCAUAUGCAGCAAUCGGGAUGACACCCUGGUGGUGAAGAAACUGAAUCUGUAUCACAAUAGCUACAACAUUGAUCCACCGCCCUUCGAGCUGCCCCUUCAGCUAGCUCGCAAGAAGUUCCGCACCCUGGGCUAUGCCGCCUUCGAGGAUGAGCUGCUCAAUCAGUACCAGAUUCAACGUAUUCAGUCGGCGCACAAUAGCUUCGAGCCUAAACUUCCGGCUCCAUGUCGCGACGCCGAUGUGGAUGUGCUGGGCAUGGCGUGUGGGAAGGAAUUCGGCUUGGUCAGAGCCAGCAAUGGAAGGGUCUACUACUAUGGCAAGUCGGUGGCCUUGGGACUCAAGUGCGUGGGCAGGACACCCACAUUGAAGCUCACCGAACUGAUCAUCUCCAAGGCGGCCAACAUAGUCCAUGUGGCGGUGGGACAUGAUGGCAUCCAUGCCCUGCUAGUCAACGACGAUGGCACCGUUUAUUUUGCUGGAACCGCUCGACGCGGUGAAGAUGGAGAUAGCAGCAAGAAUCGCAGGCAACCGAAGGCUGUUAAACCCAAAAAGAUGACCAAAAUCGAUGGCCAUGUGGUGGUCCAUGCUGCCUGUAACAAUGGAACCUCUGCCUUUGUCACCAAGACGGGCAAACUGAUCAUGUACGGCAAGGAUACGGCCCACUGUGAUGCCAUGGGCUUUGUCAGCGAACUGCUCGACCAGCAUGUGACCAAGGUGGCGCUGGGCAAGGCCCAUUGUGUGGCCCUCAAUGCCAAGGGCCAGUUGUUCUCCUUCGGGCUGAAUAACAAGGGACAGUGCGGAAGGAUAUUCAACAAGCUGCAGCCGGUGAAGGAUGUGGCACCGUUCGCCUCAUCCUCCACUGCCGCCGCCUGUUUUGCAUCCCUUCUGCCGCUGGACAAGCGUCUCAAGCUGGACUUUUCCACGCUCUGCGACUACGACGAUCAUAAUUUGGUGCAAGGUCAGUGCCGGGUCUGUGUCAUCUGUCGCGAGUGCACCGGCUACAAUGUAAGCUGUGUUUCGGCUUUGAAUGUGCCGCUGGAGCAGCGUUUGGCCGGUAGUGUCUGUCCGUGUGGCCACGGCGAUGCCGGGUGUGCCAAGUGUGGUCUUUGUGCUGCCUGCAUUGCUCUCCAGGAUAGUGAUGAAGCCAAAACGGAACUGAAGCCACCGCCCAGCGACGUGCAACAGCGCCAGCAACGCUCCAAGACCCUCAUCAUGCGCCGUAAGGAGCGCAAGGGUGAACUGGAGACAGGAGCUGCUGGUGGUGGUGCCGCCACGCCCACCGACCUUGACAAGGAUCCACCACGCGUGGCCCCACUGGCACCGCAACUGCUGCAGCUCACAAGCUCAGCACCGGUGGUUCAGGUGGCCUGUGGCCUUCACCAUACAGUUGUACUGACCCUGGCCGGCGAGGUCUACACCUUUGGCAGCAAUCAGUAUGGUCAGCUAGGCAGCGGUGAUCUCCAGCCCGUGAGUGGUCCAGUGCGCGUCCAGGUAUCCGGUGCCAUUAGCCAAGUGGCAGCCGGCAGCAAUCACACUGUACUGCUCACCUCCAAGGGCAUGGUCUAUACCUUUGGCAACUAUCAGAAGGGACAGCUGGGACGCUUGCCGAGUGAUUUCAUCCAGAAACCAGCGAACCAGGAUGAUGAGUCGCCGGUGGGCUUGGGUUCCGAUGGAGGAGGAGUAGCAGCUGGUUCGCCUGCUGGCGGAGCUGCUGCGCCUGUGGGCAUGCCUGGACCGGAUCGAUGUCAGUCCCCGGCGAAUGUUCAGCCAAGUGGGUCAAAGGAAACGCCGCCGUUAAUACCGAAUUUCAAUGCUCCAAUUCUGACGCAGCGACAAAAGUUUCUGUGGAACUGUUCACCUGGCGCUGUCUUUGGCCUGGGUCCCAGCUAUGGCAAGAAGGUGACCUGGAUUGGUGCCAACGGCGAUCAGACCUUUAUUAAAAUCGACGAAUCCCUGAUCACAGCCCAAAUGUUGCCCAAAAUGCAUGUGGUAGCCAACAAGAAGACGAUAUUGCUCAUUCCCAGCAUACCGCUGUCCUUUCACACGCUCUCCAUCAAUCGGCGAGACGGCAGUUGCACGGCCCAUUAUCGUGGUCAGACCAACUUUGUCCAACUGAUGCAGCAGCAUCAGCAACAGCAACAACACCAACAACAACAGCAGCAACAGCAGCAUCAUCAUCCGCAGCAAACAGAACAGUUGCAACCGGAAAUCAACCGAAAUGUGGAUAUGCUAGGGACUCCAGUGGCUGCUGAAUCCCCGGCCCAUGCCGGCUCUUCCUCCGCCACCUCGUCGCUACUCACAGCCUUGGCCGGAUCAGCAGCCACUGCUGGUGUGCCCAUUAAUGAGCAAAUGUCACGGAGCAUGCACGAGGCUAGGAAUCAGAUAUUUGAAGACCAGCCACCGGAGGCAGGUUCCCCAGCGGCAGCAGGAAUAGGAGCAGUAGCAGCGAUAGUGGGAACACCUGGUGGUGGCACAGUAGCCAGCUCUGCAUCGCGACAACGUCGUGGUAUUCGGCAGGCUGCUGCAGUUGCUGGCUCCCCAGAACCCGUACCAAUUCCACCACAACUGGCCUUUGCCAUGGAUCCCACCUACAAUGUACUGUGGGUAUUCGAUGGAGCUGCCCGAAAGCUGCGCUGCCACAAUGUGGUCGCUAGCGAUAUCAAUGAGAGCGAUCCAAACUCGGCCAACUAUCGAUCCCUGCUCUCGCCAGAGCUAUCUCUGCCUGAUCGCGUGGACUCCCGUGUGGCCCGUUCGCAGGCCUCGCUGAAUCUGCUGGCCUGCCUGGAUAUUCUCACCUCGGCGCAGGACAACAUACCCGGCUGCUUCGACCAGCCACUGCUCAAGCAGACCCAACAGACAGCCGAGACGCUGAGCGGCGAGUACCAAGUGGUGAGUCGCUUCGAUAACUUUGGUGGCGGCUGGGGUUACUCAGGACAUAGUGUGGAGGCCAUACGCUUCUCCGCCGACACGGAUAUUGUGAUCUGCGGUUUCGGAAUGUUCGGCGGCCGCGGGGAGUACAGCUGCAAGCUGAAGCUCUUCGAUUUGGGCGGAGAUGGUGGCGGCUACGAGAAGGAAGGUGUUCUCAUUAGCGAAACCAAAGAGGUGCCCUACGAAUGCGGCGCAAGGAGCAAGCAUCAUAUACUGCUACCCAAGCCGGUUAGUGCAGUGGCCGGUAGAUGGUAUCUGGUGUGGGCAAGGAUUGCUGGACCCUCCUCCGAUUGUGGAUCGUGUGGCCAGGUAUCGGUUACCACCGAGGAUCAGGUGGUCUUCUCCUUCAAGUCCAGCAAGAAGGCAAACAAUGGCACCGAUGUCAAUUCUGGCCAAAUACCGGCCAUCCUCUAUAGGCUGGUAACGCAGGACUGCAAGCAGACGCCGGCCCAGAUGGAUGCCGAUCCUGUGCAGCGAAUAUCUCGUGCCUUUGCCAACAGUGUGAGCCGGGAGUGCUUCGAGAGUCUGGUGGUGCUGCUCAGCUGGGCCUGGGACUGCUUCAAACUGCAGCUGCGUGAGGAACGCGAUCGGUCGAGGCCACUGCAGCUUCAGCAGUCGCUGCAGUACCUUGGCUAUGUGAUUAAGUCCUGUCUACGCCUGCUACGCAAGUAUACCAAUGAGAUAUAUCCACAGCGUAGCUCCUCGGGUGCCGCUUCUCAUGGAGGAGCUAGUGGUGGUGGUGGCGUAGUGGCCGCUGCCCUGGCCAAGAUGCAGGCCAAGGCUAGCAGAGACAAGAGCUCUGCUCCUCGAGCCGCAGUAAUGGCCAAAUACUUUGGUGAUCCAUCGCCAGCGGCGGCAGCACCGGCCAUGAUCAGUAGUGGUGGGAGCGGUGGAGCACCAUCUACAUCCGCUUCGGCAGCAGCAGCGGCAGCAUCAUCAUCAUCAGCCGGCGGAGGAGCAACGCCACAGACACGUAAAACCAAUAUGGAGAACAUCCAGCUGGCGGAGUGCAUUGGCAAUGUUCGAGCCCUGCUUAUAGUCAUCUUUUGCGAUGACAUCUUCAAGGAUAUAGCCACCGAUGAGGGUUAUGAACUGGUCUUGGAGAUCCUUGAUGAAUGCCAUUUAAGCUUUGUGGCCUGCUUUGAUGCCUUCUAUCCCACGUCCUCACUGAAAUGGAAUUGCCUGUGCGAUUUACUUGGUCAAAUGGAUCGCGGUGCUCUGCAUUCCCGCCUGCUAAGUGCAAUCCUUGCGGGCCUCUGCUCACCCAGUGUAAAGCUAAGGGCCACCUUCUCCCUGCUAAGUGCAACGGGCAAUGAACGGCAGUCGAUCAUCAGUCCCAGCGAUAACUCUGGCCUGCCCAUGCUCUCCUCCACGGAUGCCCAUCAGUAUCCCAUUCUGGUCGAACAGAUGAUCUAUCGAACGCAGCAAGAGAAGAGUGAUUUCCUGAGUAACUCGUGGACCUUUAAAGAUGUGCUUGUGCGUCUGCUGGACAUCAUUGCCACGCCCAUACGCUCAAGGAUCGAGGCGAUAUACAGCCGGAAUCUAGGGAAUAGCAGCAGCAAUAACAGCAAGGAGAGUGUCAACCAGGGCCUGAUCGACAACUGUUGCCAUCUGUUGGCCAGAGUUCUGGCCGAGAUUGUCUACCAGACGGCAAUGGGUGAGUACGACAAGUUGUUUCUGCCACCGCGAACAUUACACUCCACCGGAGCCCGUUUUGCCCGCUGCGAUGUGAGUCGAACGUGGAAUACGGGUAACUUUGGACCCGAUGCCAUUGCCUUUGCCGUGGAUCGUCCAGGUGUGGCCAUUGCCGGAGCCAUGGUGUACUCCGGGUCGGGUAGCUAUGACUAUCAGCUGGAGUUGCUCUACGAUAAUACGGCCGAUCUGCAGCCACAGCACAAAUGGGAGACCCUAGAGUCCGUCUCGGGGACAUACGAUCAGGAGGCGGUGCACAAUGAUCUUGCCGAGAUCAAGUUCGAUCAUCCGGUUCACAUUAAGGAGAAUGCACGUUACGCAUUGAGGUUGUGCUCCCAAGGAGCACGUACCUGUUCUGGAGAUGCCGGAAUGCCAGUGCUACGAGGACCCUGUGGCGCCCAAUUUCAUUUCUAUGCCUGCGAUCUGAGCUUUAAUGGCACUACGCCUGCGCGGGGACAAUUACCUUGCAUCCUGUACUACAGCACACCGAUGAAGCAGGACGGAAAUGGUGGUCAGACCAACACCAAUGCCACUACCACAACCACAGGAGGUGGUGUAUCCAUACUGGAGGAGCGACCCUUGCUCCUGGGGCCGCACGAAGUCUCCACCAGAGAUACAGCCUUGCAAAUUGCAGCCGAUAUAACCAAGAAAUGUACGGAACUUUUGAUUUUGGCUAGGAAUGCCAUGGCUGCCUCGUGUUCGCCCUCGGAUAAUAGUUCCAAUCACACCCAGACCAUCGAUUCCGAGCACAAUAUCACCCCCAUCGAGGAGCACAUGGACAUUAACUGGGCCAACAAUUCAAGGACAGCAGCAUUGCCCACUGUGGUGGCCGCUUCAGCGGCAGAUCCGCAGUUAUCCGCUGCUCGGGAUUUGGGCAAACGCAUCGAGUCCUUCUCCAAGGGCAUCAUGGAGACCCUGAAGUUCGACAAGCGAUCCACGAAUCCCUUCGAGAUGGAGAUCGAAAUGGGAGCCACCGAAAUUGGAGUCGAAGAGACAGCCGCCGAUCUGAGGAAUGGCCAGAGUCAAAGUCAAAACCAAAGUCAGAGUCAGAGCCAAAGUCAAAGUCAGAGCCAGAGUCAGAGUCAGUGCCAGAGUGUGCCCAUCAAUGGGAAUGAGAGGACCACCGACUACGAGCUGGCCGAGCAGCCGGCAACGAUGCAGCAGCAACAGCUAGCCCAGUCCCAGGUGCACUCUGACUCGGAGGAGGCUCCCCUGGAGGCGGGUAACAUGGCCGCAAGUGGCGGCGGAAUAAGCGGAGCUGGUGGUGUAACCAGUCAUGUGGCCGCUGUCCAACUGCUGGAGGUCUUCAAUCUGGCUGCCUCCAAUAUGUUUCAUACGCUUCUGCCGCUGGUCUAUGCCCACAUUGCCAAUCUGGCUUGCAGUGAUCCGAAGAGCUCCGUCCAGAUUCUCGGCUUAAUCAAGGAGAUCCUGCCGCAUAUCGCUGCCCUGAAUCAGUUGCAUGUGUCCAAGGAUCAGCGUCCGCCAGAGCCGGCUCUCUUUGCCCCCCAGAGUGGUCCGGGUGGUUCAAACGGUGCCAAUAGCACCACCAGCAAUCACUAUUGUGUGGUGGAGAGCGAGCAUCCGUACAAGAGUGCCAGCAUCAGUUGCUAUCGCGUCGAGUUCCCGCCAUGCGUCCAAUGGCUGACUAUUGAGUUUGAUCCGCAGUGUGGCACUGCUCAGCUGGAGGACUACCUUCUCCUGUCCAUACCGAUGCGACCGCCUACGGCUCAGCAUCAGACGACGCCAGUGCCGCAUGCCGAUGAUUAUCUGGAGCAGGCGGACAACAAUGUGCAUAGCGGUGAUAGAAGACGAACCACUGGUGGCGGGAUAGCCGGAAGCGGAGCAGCACCAAGCAAUCAUAUGCGUUCCGCCAGCGUUCAACUGACCAUGGCCAGUUGUUGUCGCAGUCCGGGAGCAGCAAGUGCUCCUGGCUCGGCCACCGCUCCGAGUGCAACGCCGCUGCGCAUGCAGGAUGCCACCGAACGGGAAUGGAUUGUGGUGAAGAAAUUCAAUACAGCCUCCACCUGGCUUCAGAAUGUGCUUAUUCUGCCUGGUAAUUGUGUGGAGUUCUCCUUGGAAACUGCGUCCCUUUAUGCUCAGGAUCCGCACAAUAAUCGCUAUGGCUUCAAGUGUCUAGUGGUGGGCUAUGACAAUCCCACUUCGAUCAAUGCCAGCAACUCGUGCCUCAUAAGACUGGAGCAGGAAUUGGCCUAUUUGGGCGGCAUGUGCAGUGCCAAUCUAAUGAAGAAGGAGCUCAAUCUGCCAGACGACAAGGAUGUUGAGGAUAUGAGUGGCAUAGAGGAGACCAUCAGUGCCCAUCAUGCUCUGCUAUCAAAAGGCUUUGCCUUAUCCGAACCACAGUUGACAGUGCAUCAGGCCUUGGAAUCGUAUCUGCCCAUAGGAUCUCAGUCAAAUGAACGACAAUUCCUUAAGGACUUCAUCAGCGGAGCACCAGGAUCGUCGGGCGCUCGCUUGGCGGCCUGGUUGCAGCCGGAGUCGCGUCUGGAUCCCAAUAAGUGUGAACUGAACCCGAUUACGGAACCCCUGCGCUAUGGCUGGCCCUCACAGGUGACGGUGACCAUUCGGGAUCAGUAUGGGGAUGCGGUGCUGGUGCCUGAGCUGAAAGUGGAAAUCAAGGCAAUACCCACUGGCUCAAAUGGAGCAGCAGCAACUGGUUCUGGAGUUCCCACCGGCAUCAGCUCAGCCGGAGGAACCGGUGUUUCGUCGUCCGGCGCAAACUUGUGGAUGCGACGUGCCUCUGCCGAUACCUGGGGAUUUGGUGGCCUCGGACCACCGCCGCGUCUUAAUUACGAGCCCACCAGCAAGGAGAAGAUGGUCUUCAAGGCGAUUACCUUUAUGAAACCCUUUACCAACUACUCGUUCGAGGAGCUACGCUACGCGAGUCCCGUGCAGACACGGAUUACGGAACUGCUCAAUGCCAAGGACAUGGAGGAUGGCACCUUUAGUGUCCAGUGGACGCCCAGUUCGGUGGGUGCCUACUGUCUGGCGGUGACCAUCGAUGGCAUACAGCUGGAGGAGGUCUACCGUGUGGAUGUCAAAGAGGGCAUCCUGCCGCCGCCCACUCAAAGGAGUAGCGCCCAGCGAAGGCCGCAGGCACCCAGUAAGCUGCGACGCUUUCAGGCACGCCACAGUUCUGGGCUGCGGAUCCGGUCGCAUCCGACGCUGCAGUCGGAGCAGGUGGGCGUGGUGCGCGUGGGCGGCGUCAUCUCGUUCAUUGACGAGAUCGAGAACGAUGACGGCAUCUGGCUGCGCCUCUCCACGGAGUCCAUUCGUCAGCACUGCACCAUGGGCUGGUAUCCGACGGAGGCCUGGUGCCUGCAGUUCAACCAGCAUCUGGCCCGGACUCUGCUCCAGCCGGUGACCGACAAGGAGGCAAGCAGAGCCCGCAAGGGAGCAGAGGAAGCACAGGCCCAUCGGCAUGGCAGCCAUGGACACGGUCAUGAUCGGACCGAUCAGGAGGAGGACGAAGAUGAGGAAGAGGAGGAGGCGCCGCAGCCGCUAGUUAGCCCAUCAGGCAGUGGCGAGGCCAGUCCCGAGCCGGAGGCCGAUCCGAGUCCGGUUUUGAGUCCAGCCAAGUCUGGCAAACCCGGACGCUUUCUGGCCGGCACAAAUCCCUUCCUGUACCCUUCCAAGCACGCAGAUCUAGUGGCGCGAGAGGAGGAGCGGGAGAAGCAGCAGGAGCAGUUGCUACUGGAGGACGACGACGACCCCGACGAUGAUCCAGAGCCAGAACAGGAGGCAUUGGCCGCCGUAGAGCUAUUGCCUGCCAAUAUAGGCUCAGCCAUUGCUGGUGUGGUUGGCGGUGGCGCCAUAAAGCUUCAGGCCCUGCAGAAGUGGUUCAAAGGCGAUGCGGUCGAGGGAUCCCAACCCCUGACUCCCUCGCACUCACCACCGCUGGCGGGUGUUUCCGUCCGGGAGCUAGUGCGGGCCAUGGGUGGCCAGGAUACGCCGCGAGGCAACGGCAACCGUAGCCAGCAGCAGCAACAGCAGCAGGAUCAGGAGCCGGAGUUCAGCCUGGCCAGCAUGCGGAGGCCGAACUAUUCGGCCAGUCAGACGGCAGCCCUGCUCUCCACGCCCAAGCACACGCCCAAGAAGACCGCCUUGCUCCAGGCCGAGCCGUGCCAGUUGAGUGGCCUGGAAGAUGACCUGAGUCUGCUGCAGAUUACCACCACAACCACGCAGCAGGGCGAGCAGCUGAGCGAACUCCAGCUGGCCACCACAUCGUCCUCGGCAUCGGCGUCGGCGAAAAGAAGCGGCCUGUCCAUGGGUCCCAUCAAACGGGCCAUGCCGCCCUCGUUCGCCGAGAGCAUCCGGGCGGUCUUUGCCGCCCUGCUUUGGCACGAAGGCGUUGUCCACGAUGCCAUGGCUUGCGCCAGCUUCCUGAAAUUCCAUCCUGGCCUGCCCAAGGAGGGUGCCACAGUGGUGACGCGUCGCGGCGAGGCAGGUGAUCCGCGUGUUCAGCUGUCACGGGAGCAGAAGGCACAGCAGCGGCACUCCGUCGAGGUGGCCAAUGCGGGCAACUACCUCAACAUCCGACCCUCCACGCUGGAAACGCUGACCAAGAGCGGCAACUGCUCGUUGCACAACCGGAGCAAGCACCGCAAGAAUCUCGUUGGCGGCAGCGGCGGUAGCGAUGCGGAUGCAUCCGCCCAGAAGCUGCAGGCCUUGCCCGAGAUGGUGAGUGUCCUGCCACCGGCACUGCGUUGCCUGGUCUAUCUGUGGGAGCAGAUUUGCUCCGGCUGCGUUCAGAUUGUGCAAUCGAAUGCCUUGGAGCAGCGUGAGCCACGCCUGCAUUCCCCAGGCGGACGCGAUCUCAACGGUGAGGGUGACGGCGAGCUCAAGGAGGGCAGUGGCGCCGGCGGCGGUAGUGGAAGCGGCAGCAAGGGAACGGAUCAGGGCACCGGUGGCGAGAAGGAUCUUGGAAGGAAGUGCAAGCGCAAGAAGAAGGAUGACGGCAGCUGGUGCGAAAUCUGUGAGCUAUUCCUGCCCAUGCCCGUGACCUAUCACAUGCGGAUAGCGCAUCCCGGUUGCGGCAAGUCGGCCAAGGGCAAGGGCUACAACUCGGUGGGCAUAUUCUGCGAAGGCUGGGCCGGAAAUUGCGGUGAGGGUGGCAAAGGGGCCUCGUCCUGGUUCCUCAUGUGCGAUCCAUGCCGAGAUCGGUACCUGGCCUCUUGUCGCAGCGCCAACAAUAUCAAUAGCGCCGCCCGCCAGCUAGAGUCUAGUGCAGCAGAAGGCAACGAGCUGAAUCUGUUUGGGGUAAAGUCCACCACCUUGAUAGCCAACGCUGAGGUGUACACAACAAUGCGAGAGAAUGCCACAUUCCUGCUGGAGCUUUGCUCCAGUUCCAGCUCCGCCUCUGCUGCCUCUGGUGCGGGUAUUGCCGGCAACAACUCCAAUUCCAAACGGUCACCGCAGCAGAUGUCCAUGGUGGCCAUGCCCGUGGUGAUCGAGCAUCAGCAGCAGCAGCAUAACUCCGAUCUCAAGCCCAGCACCAGUCGCUGCAGCCGAAUGGCACGUCUAAGCGGGCCCAAAUACGGUCCCAGUGCCAUCAUCGGUGGAGCGUUCCGUAAAAGCUUCGUUGGUGGACCGCCGCCGGCCACGCCGGAGAAUGUAUGGCUGGCGCCGGAGAGCUUUGCCUGUCUGGAGUGCCUGGGCACCGCUGGCCACGAGGAUCUGCCCUAUGAGAUGUUCGGUCUGGGACCAGGCAACGACAACAACGGCUACGAUCGGCCCCUCUCGGAGAUCUCUUACGAGUCCUGCGAGCCCAACAAUUACGAGCUUCUUUCGGGAUCAAUGGCGCCGGGCUCCACAGGAGCCAGCGGCGGUGGAGGAGGACCCGGAACUGUGGGUGGUGGUGGCACGCUUUCGAAAUUCCAUCGCAGCUACUCGAUGGGUCAGGGCUGGGCAGCCCUGGCCCAGCACCAGCACCACCAUCCGUCGCCACAUCAUCCGCAACAGCUGCAGCUGCAGCAGCAGCAGCUCCACCAGCACCAUCCCCAGCAGCAGCAACAGCACCAGCAGCUGCAUCUGCAGCUCCAGCAGAUGCAAGUAGGUGCCGCCGCGGUGGCAGCAACGGCCGAAGGACAGCCCAAGGUGGUGUAUCGUCGGCGAAACAACUCGACCAGCGAGGGUGAUGGUUCCCUGCUCAUCUGCUAUCCUUCGGAGCAUCUGAGACGCCUGGUGCCGCACAAGCUGCUGGCCCACGUGUCCGUACUGCAGGCGUCCGAGGGAUCUUCCAACGACCAGCCGGCCGAUCAGACAGCAGGAGGAUCCUCAGCCGCAGUUGCAUCGACCUCAGGUUCAGGAUCGGGAUCAGCUAGCCUGCUUCUGGCCCGUCCGGCCAUGGCCUUCAUCACGCAAAAGCACGAACUGGACAGGCUGAGAGCGGCCAUGCGGAGAAGCCUUAGGAUCGCUGCAUGUCGGAUCUAUGCGCUUCAGGCCCUCAACUGGCUGCUGAGGAGCGUCACCCAGGGCGUGUGCCUGCACGAUCUCAUGUGGUGGUUCGUCAGUUCGCUGCCAGUGGCCGGUAACCACCAGGGCCACCAUCAGCAGAAUCAUCAUCAUCAUCACCUGAGCGGCGGAGAGGAGGCAGCGGAGCCGGCGCUAGAGCACCCAGUGGCCUAUACCCAGAUCAGUGGUCGAUUCGCCCACCUCAUCACCCAGUCUCUGCACGUCCUGCUCCAAUCGGUGGCGGAUCUCACGCUCCACCUGCCGCUGGGUUCACCGCUGCAGCGGGUGGCCAUCCAGUGCUUUGGCAUCCGUUUCCGCCAGGCGGAUCAUCAGUUCCUGCACAGCUCCCAUGUGUUUGGCAACAUCUCGAAGAUCCUGUCCAAGUCGGAUGAGCAAAACGAUGCCAUGGCCGUGUCGACAAUGCUCAAGCCGGAGAAUCAUACGCAUCCCCAUGACGCGGAGCACAACCAGGUGGUGCAUCCAGUGCCGGCAGCAGGAGCUGGCGCCCGACUGUUAUGCUACACGGAUCUGGCGGGUAUGUUCGAGGUGACGGUGUCCUCACGACCAGCAAUGGCCGAGUCCCUCACCGACAACUCCACGGAGACGUUUUGGGAGAGCGACGAGGAGGACCGCAACAAAUGCAAGAUCAUCGAGAUGUCGCUAACGAAGCUCAACUACGCCUGUCGCUACCUUCUCGUGCACAUCGACAAUAGCCGGGACAUCCAGAACAAGGUUCUCAACGUAGUCUUCUACGCGGGCCAGUCGCUGGGCGACACGAACGUGAUCAAAUCCACGGACGUUGAUCCAAAGGCCUGUGCCUGGAUCUCGGCCAAAAUCGGUGACGAUAGCUGCACGCACUUUCGCCUGGAGCUGCACGGUCCGGAGAAUACGCUGCGUGUGCGCCAGAUCAAGCUGCUGGGCCUGCCCACAGGCGGUGCCUUGGGUGCAGAGGAUCCCAUGGAUCCACUGCGGCCCCAUCUCCUGCAACAGCAACAGCAGCCCCACUUGCGCCUGAGCCACGCCUCGCGCAUCCAGCAGCAGAUCUGUGAGGCGGAGACCUUGCGAGUGUUCCGUCUGAUAACCGGACAGGUCUUUGGCAAGCUGAUCAGCAACGUGGGCUCGGAUCUGGUGCCACCGGAUUCGGCAGGCAUUGGCGGGCCGCCCAGUGCCGGCGGUGGUAGCAGCAGCAGCGGCGGCGGCGGCGUAGGAGGAGCAGGAACCGGAGCCGGCACUUCACUGCUGGCAGACUCCCUGGACCUCAGGGAGCACAUGGUGGGCAUCCUGUUCUCGCGCAGCAAGCUCUCACAUCUGCAGAAGCAGGUCAUCGUCCACAUAGUCCAUGCCAUUCGCAAGGAGGCCCAGCGGGCCAAGGAGGACUGGGAGCUGGCCAACCUGGCGCAUGGCCUUAAGCAGCAGCAGCUGCAGCAGCCACCGCUCCAGCUGCCCGCUCCCGCAACCAACAGCAGCGAGAGCUCACCGGAACGAAGCCGGGCACCGGAUACCUACUGCUUCGAGAUGCUCAGCAUGGUUUUGGCCCUGUCCGGCAGUGUGGUGGGUCGCUCCUACCUCUCGCAGCAGCACGGCCUGCUCAGGGAUCUGCUUGGACUGCUGCACACGGGCAGUGAUCGGGUGCAGCGCCAGGUGACGGCUUUGCUGCGACGCAUUCUGCCGGAAAUAUCCCCCGAGAGCUUUGCAGAGCUUCUAGGCGUCCAACGGUUGCCACCGGCGGACUACAGCAUCGCACAUCAGUCGGCCAGUGACUUUGAUAUGAGCCGGCUGGGUCUCCUGGAUAUAUUCCUGGCCGUGAUCGCCAAAUCCCUGCAGUUGCAGGUCAAAGUAAAGACGACAGCAGCUUCGACAGCAGGAGGAGGAGGAGGAACAGCAGCCGCUUCAGGUUCCGGAGGAGGAGGAAGCGGCGGAGCCAUAUUAAAGCCCGGUCAGCAAGAGAAGACGCCGGCCUUUGUGCGCCUCUGCAGCUCCCUAGAUCUCUCCGUGCAACAGCUGCGCUCUCGACCGCCCACUGGCGAACCGGGUGGAGCUGAUCCCUUCCAGUUUGAGGCCCUGCCACCGCCGCCACCACCGAGGAAGGAGUCCAAGCGGAAUCUCAACCAGCGCUGGUUCCUCAACGGCCUCAUUUCCACCAAGCAGGCGGAGAGCAUCAUCGGUCUCAUACGGGAUCUGGCCAGCGGCAAGCUGAGCGAGAAGUGGUCGCAAAUCACCAAGGCAGCCAUUGCCGAGUCCGUGCUGAAUCUCACCCGGCUGGAGGAGAUCUACCGGACGCCGGAGCACUGCACCAAGACCGCCACUCUGUGGCUGGCCCUGGCCAGUCUCUGUGUCCUGGAGCGUGAUCAUGUGGAGAAGCUGUCCUCGGGACAAUGGUCCAAGCUUUGCGACACACGGCCGCUGUGUAGUAACCAUGACGACGGCGAAACAGCGGCCAUCAUCCAGUGCGAGACCUGCGGCUCCCUCUGCGGGGACUGUGAUCGCUUCCUCCACCUGAACCGCAAGACCCGAUCCCACAAACGAACGGUGUGCAAAGAGGAGGAGGAGGCCAUCAGGGUGGAGCUGCACGAGUCGUGCGGCCGCACCAAACUCUUUUGGCUGCUGGCCCUUGCCGAUUCCAAAACCCUCAAGGCCAUGGUGGAGUUUCGCGAUGGAAGCCACACGAUCAUCUCUGGACCCCAGGAGGCGGUGGGCAGAUGCCGUUUCUGCGGCCUCACUGGUAACUCGGGCCUGCUGGAGAUUGGAAAUGUCUGUGCCGAUGCCCAGUGCCAGGAAUAUGCGGCCAACUCGUGCCUAAAAACGAAGCCCUGUGGCCAUGCCUGUGGCGGCGUCACCGGCGAGAGGAAGUGCCUGCCCUGCCUGCAGCAUGUGUGCCAUAGCCGGGAGAACGAGCUGGCAGAGGAGCUGAGGGAUCCCAAACUUACCCAGGAUGCCGACGAUAUGUGCAUGAUCUGCUUCGUGGAGGCCCUUUCCUGUGCGCCCUCCAUUCAUCUGGAGUGCGGCCAUGUUUUCCACUAUCACUGCUGCAAGGCGGUGCUGGAGAAACGCUGGAGCGGCCCACGCAUCACCUUUGGGUUCUCGUUGUGCCCCAUCUGCAAGGCGGACAUCCAGCAUCCGCUGCUCGCCGAUAUCCUAGAGCCCAUUAACGGGCUCAAGCAGGACGUCAAGCGCAAGGCCCUCAUGCGCAUCAAGUACGAGGGCGUGGUCAAGGACACGGACAGCAAGGACGUGAACAUGACCCAGCUGGCCAUGGAUCGGUAUGCCUACUAUGUGUGCUUCAAGUGCCAGAAGGCCUAUUAUGGUGGCGAGGCACGCUGCGAUGCGGAAAUUGGCGAGAAAUUUGAUCCCGAGGAGCUCGUUUGCGGUGGCUGCUCGGACGUGGCUCGUGCCCAGAUGUGUCCCAAGCAUGGAACCGAUUUCUUAGAGUACAAAUGCCGCUACUGCUGCUCGGUGGCCGUGUUCUUCUGCUUCGGAACGACGCACUUUUGUGACACCUGCCACGAUGACUUCCAGCGGCUGACCAACAUACCGAAGGUGAAGCUGCCACAAUGCCCGGCCGGGCCCAAGGCCAAGCAGCUGCUAGGCGACGAGUGUCCGUUGCAUGUGAUGCAUCCGCCCACCGGAGAGGAGUUCGCCCUUGGCUGCGGCGUUUGUCGCAAUGCCCAAACCUUCUAGCCACACACUUGGCUGCCAGCGGCUAAGGAAGUGGCAAGGAAAUCCCAAGAUAGGGAAGGUGACUACGAUAAUGACGAUGGCGAGGACGACGAUGAUGAUGAUGAUGACGACGACGACGACGAUGCGGAGCUGGCCCCAGACAUGUGGGCAAGCAUCUGGUCACAGUCGGAUGACUCGCGGACGUAUUUGUAGAGGGAUUAAAAACCCCAAUGAACUAGACGCAAUCCUCAAUCCUUGAACCCAUCCCCAGGAAACAUCCUCUAGACAGUAAUUCCCUCAUCGGAAUGGCAAUCGAAUAACAAUGGAUAUGGCGGAUAUAGAUAUUUUCUAGGUUAGCCGAAGAGGACGGAUAUUGGAUUACAGAUUACAGAUUAGCUAAUAGCGUGUAGCGUAUAAAAUAAAAUAUUAUUCUUUUUUUUACAACACUCGCAACACUCGAAUCUCCCCACAAAAUCAAAUUCACUAUAAAUAUGUUUAAUUAUUUAUUUUAAUGUACAAUUUCGGAGCGAGAGUGCAGUGGGUGCGAGCGCGAGAAGUGUGUACAUAAUCCUCCUGCUCCCUCGAGACCCUCUUCCACCUCCAAAGCACAUUAUAUGCGACAUUUAUAUAUAUACGCAUUGCAAAUAACUAAAUUAUAUAAAUAUAUAUAUUUAUUAUGAGAAACGGACGGGCGUAC
Molecule: messenger RNA, 17341 nt
Organism: Drosophila serrata
Lineage: Eukaryota; Metazoa; Arthropoda; Insecta; Diptera; Drosophilidae
Gene: hiw
Product: MYC binding protein highwire
Biological process (GO): axon guidance; regulation of synaptic assembly at neuromuscular junction
Cellular component (GO): plasma membrane; nucleus
Molecular function (GO): ubiquitin protein ligase activity
Source: RefSeq, a predicted model, not a curated record